CUUGUCUUGGAGUAUUUUCUUUCUGGACUGGACUUUUCUGCCACCAUGGGUGACGUGAAAGAAUCUGAUAAACUUAUUUUUUUUGUGAAUGGCAGAAAGAUAACCGAAGCUAAGGCUGACCCUGAAGUAAUGUUGAUCUCCUACCUUCGCAAGACAUACAUUAUUCUGUUAAUGCCUGUCUGGUGCCCAUCUGCUCUCUGCAUGGCAUGGCAGUCACAACAGUUGAAGGGAUUGGCAGCACAUCCACAAGAUUACAUCCAGUACAGGAACCAUCCAGAACCUACUUUGGAGCAAAUAUAUGAUACUUUGGGAGGUAAUUUAUGCCGCUGCACUGGAUACAGACCAAUAGUGGAUGGAUGUAAGAGCUUCUGUAAGGAGGAAAACUGCUGCCAGCUACAAGAAAACAUACCAAACCUGCCAGGAAUGGAGCCUCAGAAUAGUAAUAUCUCUACACAGCUGUUUAACAAAGAAAAGUUUUCGCCAUUGGAUCCAUCCCAGGAACUGAUAUUUCCACCAGACUUAAUUUUGAUGGCAAAGCAACACAAACCAAAAACUUUGAUUUUUCAUGGAGAGAGAAUCAAGUGGAUAACACCUCAUAGCCUGGAAGAACUUUUGGCGUUAAAAGUCCAAUAUCCUGAUGCUCCUCUUUUAGUAGGAAAUACAAGCAUUGGUCUUCAAAUGAAAAUGGAAGGUAUUAUUUACCCAGUCAUUUUAUCAGUCAGUAGAAUUGAAGAUCUUAAUGUUGUGAAAUACACAAAUGAUGGAAUAUCUGUGGGAGCUGCUUGCAGUCUAUCAGUGCUGCGGGAUACCCUAAACAAAGCUGUCUUGGAGCAUCCAGAGGAGAAGACCAAGACAUUUUGUGCACUGCUCCAGCAGCUGAAAACUCUGGCUGGAAGACAGAUAAAGAACAUGGCUUCUUUAGGUGGACAUGUUAUUAUCAAGGAUUCCCUCUCUGAUCUGAAUCCUGUUUUAGCAGCAGCCAACUCGUCUCUACAUGUUCUAUCAAAAGCUGGAGCAAGAGAGAUUCACUGCAAUGAGGCCUACUUUGAAAGUAUAGAACAUGCAUCACUCCUGCCUGAAGAGGUGUUGAUUUCUGUGUUGAUUCCAUUUUCACAAAAGUGGGAGGUUGUGUCAGCCUUCAGACAGGCACAGAGGAAGGUUAACGCUGCCCCCAUAGUGGUGACUGGAAUGAGAGUUCUUUUCCAGGAGAAUACAGAUAUCAUCAAGGACUUAAACAUAUUCUUUGGAGGCAUACAGAAAAGUACACUAUGUGCAAAGAAAACCAGAAUGGGAGUUAUUGGAAGGCACUGGGAUGACGAGAUGCUGAGUGAAGCUUGUAGAUUAAUUCUGGAUGAGAUUACCCUGCCACCCACAGCUCAGGGAGGGAUGGUAGAAUACCGUCGGACACUCACCAUCAGCUUCUUCUUGAAAUUUUACUUACAGGUUUUACAAGUACUGAUAUCAUGGAAUAUCCGUGACAUGGAACCAUCAGUGAGUGGUGCUGUUUCAAAAGAGAACCUCAGUGCCAAAGGAAGCAAUAUACAGAGAUAUCAGGAUGUUUCUGCUGAUCAGUCCCAUCAGGAUACCGUUGGUCGACCAAUUAUGCACCAGGCAGCUAUAAAACAAGUGUCUGGGGAGGCUGAGUACUGUGACGAUAUGCCUGCCAUAGAUGGAGAACUCUUUAUGGCACUAGUGACCAGCUCACGGGCUCAUGCAAAGAUCCUUUCUAUGGACCUGACAGAAGCCAAGAAUAUGCCUGGUGUCUGCGACGUGAUAACUGCAAAAGAUAUUCCUGAAACCAAUGACUUCUAUUAUUUCAACUGGCCAGAGCAACUGAUGGCAGAUGAUAAGGUUCUCUGUGUUGGAUACAUCAUUUGUGCUGUAGUAGCUGAUACCCAAGAACAUGCAAAGCAAGCAGCUAAAAAAGUAAAAGUCAUCUACCAAGAUAUAGAGCCAACCAUUCUAACUAUUGAGGAUGCAAUAAGACAUAAAUCCUUCUUUGAAACAGAGCGGAAAUUACACCAUGGAAAUAUUGACAAGGGAUUUAAAACAGCAGAUCACAUUCUUGAAGGGGAGAUUUACAUAGGGGGACAAGAGCAUUUUUACAUGGAGACACAAAGCAUUCGAGUUGUGCCAAGCAAAGAAGACAAGGAAAUGCAUAUUUAUGCAGCAUCCCAAGAUCCAUCUUACAUGCAGGGCCUUGUUGCAUCAACAUUGAACAUUCCCUCCAAUAGGGUCAACUGCCAUGUCAAAAGAAUUGGUGGGGCAUUCGGGGGCAAAAUUACAAAAACUGCUUUCAUUGCAGCAAUAACAGCUGUGGCUGCUAGGAAAACCAAACAAGCUAUACGCUGUGUGCUGGAAAGGGAUGAAGAUAUGUUAAUUACUGCUGGGCGACACCCUUAUCUUGGAAAAUAUAAAGUGGGCUUCACAAAUGAUGGAAGAAUCACAGCAGCAGAUGUCACUUACUAUAGUAAUGCCGGCUGCUCUGUGACUGAGUCAGUCUUUAUCAUGGAGGCUUCUGUGCUACAGAUUAAUAAUGCCUACAAUAUCCCUAAUCUGAGAUGCCAGGGAAUAGUUUGCAAAACAAAUUUACCAUCAAAUGUCUCCUUUCGGGGGUUUGGCUUUCCUCAGUGUGCUCUGGUUACAGAAGUUUGGAUUGAGGAAGUUGCUGUCAAAUGCAAUUUGCCAACACAUAAGGUCAAAGAGAUCAACAUGUAUCGGGGGAAUAUUGUGGCUCCUUACAAACAGGAGUUCGACACAACCAAUUUGCUAAAAUGCUGGGAGGAGUGUUUGGAAAGUUCUGAAUACCAUGCCAGGAGACAAUCAGUUGCACAGUUUAACCAACAAAAUCAAUGGGCUAAAAGAGGCAUAUCCAUUAUUCCUAUGAAGUUCCCAGUUUCUUUUACUAAGUCAAUAGAAAAUCAGGCUGCUGCUUUGGUUCAUAUUUAUAUUGAUGGGUCAGUGCUAGUGUCUCAUGGAGGUACUGAAAUGGGGCAAGGUAUCCACACCAAGAUAAUGCAGAUUGCAAGCCGUGAAUUAGGCAUUCCAAUAACCUACAUCCACAUCAGCGAAACCAGCACAUCCUCUGUCCCCAACACCAUUGCUUCAGCUGCUACCGUUGGAACUGAUGUGAAUGGAAUGGCAGUCAAGGAUGCCUGUGAGAAACUUCGGAAACGCCUUAAACCUAUUGUUAGCAGAAAUCCUUCGGGUACCUGGGAGAGCUGGAUAAAGGAAGCUUUUCUCCAAAGAAUCAGUCUUUCUGCCACUGGAUAUUUCAGAGGUUAUGAGACAUAUAUGGACUGGGAGAAAGGAGAAGGCCAUCCCUAUCAGUACUGUGUUUUUGGAACUGCCUGUUCAGAAGUGGAAGUAGACUGUCUAAGUGGAGAUUAUACGAAUAUCAGAACAGAUAUUGUUAUGGACAUUGGUAGCAGUAUAAAUCCUGCCGUGGAUUUGGGUCAGAUUGAAGGAGCAUUUGUUCAAGGCAUUGGUCUUUUCACAAUGGAGGAACUGAAAUACUCUCCAGAAGGAGUCCUGUAUACUCGAGGACCAGGACAAUAUAAGAUCCCGUCAGUAUGUGAUAUUCCCAAACAAUUCCAUGUAUCAGUGCUUCCUUCAUCACAUAACCCACAUGCUAUCUACUCAUCCAAGGGAGUUGGGGAGCCUGGUAUCUUUUUGGGGUCCUCUGUGUAUUUUGCUAUAAAGGAUGCAAUGUUAUCGGCCCGAAGAGACAGGGGAUUGUCUGACAUUUUUACACUAAACAGCCCAGCAACCCCAGAGAAGAUUCGGAUGGGGUGUGGGGACAGCUUCACAGACAUGAUUCCUAAAGACAAUCCAGAGUUAUUUAUCCCAUGGGCUAUUAAUGUGUAGGUAGUCCUGAGGCACAUGGAUUGAUAGCAGAAAUUGCUGUGCAUCAGAAGAGCUCAAAGAAGAUAACAAAUGUGAAAUAUGGAUGACCUUAACGAUAUAGAAGUUUAAAUAUUUCCACUAUUUCAGUUUAUUAAGCAAAACAUUUAACAUUAAAAAUGGUAGCAAAACUAAUAAUACAGCAGUCUAUAGUUAGUUCUUUUGACCAGAGCCCUCUGGUCUCUACACUUGGUUUGUUGUUUUUUGUUUCUGCUACCCCCCAAUGUAUUGUACCUCACAAAUGAUUUAUUCAAUAUACAGUACACAUAGAAUAUAAGGCUGAUUAGUAAUUCAUACAGAUAAUUACUACAUGGCAGCACAGACACCAGUGCAACUAACAUUAGAAUUUAAUAAUCAGCCUUAUAGCAUCAGCUUAUAUUACAGGCCACCCUCAUUUUCUGCUUGAAAAUUUGCGACAACCUAAGUUUAGCUUCUCAACAGCUGCUUAAAUCACACCGAGCAUGCGAGUGUCCCAGACACUUUCCAGACUCCCUGUUACAAGUCUGAAGUCCUGGAUCAUUGCUGCUAUUGAGAAGCUGAAACUUUAGGCUGGUGCAAUAAGUUGUGUAUAAAAUAUGGCAUUUUUAGCCAUAUUCAUUUUUAGGGUUUAGUUCUCCUUUGAGUCUACUAGAAAAUCAUGUUAACAUUAAAUAAACCCAAUAGGCUGGUUUUGCUUCCAAUAAGAAUUAAUAUAUAAUUACAUUUUUAAUUUUUAAAAAUUUGAAUUAAACGGAGUCUAUGGGA
Molecule: messenger RNA, 4647 nt
Organism: Xenopus laevis (African clawed frog)
Lineage: Eukaryota; Metazoa; Chordata; Amphibia; Anura; Pipidae
Gene: aox1.S
Product: aldehyde oxidase 1 S homeolog
Source: RefSeq, marked provisional